AUGACUUUUUGGAUUUGCAGGAGCUGUAGACAUAGCUUCCCAUCCGACCUACUAGAGCAGGCCUCCUUUACGGACCAUGUAGGCAAACGCUUUGGUGAAAUGCGAGAUGUUCUUUCCGCACUCCAGGAUGGCAAAUCAAAUAUCCAACAUUCGAUCCAUGAGGCACUCAUUACCUUGGAAGAUUUAUGUGCAGCAGUCCACGAAGAAGUAGACAUGCUUACAGAAAAGCUAAAAAAGGCCAAGAUGGGGUAUCCCUAUGACGAAAAGAAUUCCAACGAUCAGUCUAUGAUGCAUUCAGAAAGACACAAAAAUACUACCAAACAUUCGAAAAAGGCAACCAGUUCUACAAAGGAAUUACCAGUAGCUCUGCCCACACGUAAUCAAUUUAAUAGUAGUACUCGCAGCAACGCGAACGUGGCUGCACUGGCUAGUAUAAUGGCCUCCAGUAGUAUACCUGAAUACAACAAAAGGAAAAUGUGCACCGCUUUCGAAUUGGUCUCAGCGAGUGUGUAUAGUAUUUUAGAAAGCCUGGCAGUGCACACCCGCGUGGAUGCCGCGUUUCUGUGGCUCCGUCCACGCGGCGCAAUCACAAACGAGCUCGUGGCUCCUUUUGUUGUGGGGCGUGAUCUCUCGAAGCUUGCCCACUCCGCGCCGUACCGUUUGACGGAGAACUCCAUACCCUGUCUGGUGAUGGAUACAAGUAUCGCGAUAAACAUCAAACCUAUGAACGGCGUUCGUGACCAGCGACCAAACGGCAACAUCCCGCUAGCGGAACUCAUCGAGCGAACUAAUGCCGCCCAACUUCUUAUCCCGGUCUACACGCGAUACUGGACCAAAGACCGGUCCGUCAUCGGGGUCAUACACCUGAUCGGAUCGCCGCGCUUUCCUUUUCCCUUCAAUCGCUAUAAUGAAGAGGUCGCCGCCGUCGCCUCAAACCUUCUUUCGGUGGUGAUCUCCUCACACUAUGAGGCGAUGAUUCCGGAAUGGGCGAACCACUUUUACGACCCAAGCAUUUUACACGACACCAGUAGCUACCGGGGGGAUCUUGACCUGCAGGGGGAUACCAAAGGCGUGGACGACUUCGCAUCCCCCGCGAUGCCAAUUUACCGCGAGAUGAGGGAACCCAACGACGAGGCUAAUCAGCGGGAUGUCAGCAAAACCCUUCGGAUGGCGAUGAUACGACGGGCCAUGCCGUUGUACCUGGCCACGCACAUCCGCGAUUUGGACCCUCACGCCGCGGGGGAGGAGGAAAGUUGGGACACGGCGACCGAAACGACGUCGAUAAUGGAAAAAAUCCUUCAAGUGCAGCGCGAUGAAACUUCAGCUCAUGAUAUCAGAAAAACGAGAGAAAUGGGUAUCAACCUAUCCAGCUCCAUCCAACGGAAUUCUGGCAAGAAUGGCCACUCAAGUAACCAAACCCUACCCUCUGGAACAAUGUCAGGCAAUUUAGUAGAACCCCGUACUCCUUUAGCUGAUGACAAUGAGUUGCAUAGCAUCAAAAGUCAAAACUCUAAAAACGAAGACGACGAUGAAAAAGGCACGCAUUUUCUUUCCAUAAAGGGAAAAAAUAGGCAACUACUGAAACCCGAGGAGCUCACCGAAAUUGAGCUGGGAGCACUCCAACGGUUAAAAUCGAUGGACGUUGACACCGCACCCCUUACCGCUGCUCUGUAUUAA
This is a messenger RNA of Phytomonas sp. Hart1, 1677 nucleotides long. The record is from the annotation of a GenBank genome assembly. NCBI's taxonomy places the organism in Eukaryota, Euglenozoa, Kinetoplastea, Trypanosomatida, Trypanosomatidae.